Molecule: messenger RNA, 1910 nt
Organism: Salvia splendens (bonfire salvia)
Lineage: Eukaryota; Viridiplantae; Streptophyta; Magnoliopsida; Lamiales; Lamiaceae
Product: dol-P-Glc:Glc(2)Man(9)GlcNAc(2)-PP-Dol alpha-1,2-glucosyltransferase
Exons: 8
Coding region: 94-1596 (500 amino acids)
Biological process (GO): protein N-linked glycosylation; dolichol-linked oligosaccharide biosynthetic process
Cellular component (GO): endoplasmic reticulum
Molecular function (GO): dolichyl pyrophosphate Glc2Man9GlcNAc2 alpha-1,2-glucosyltransferase activity
Source: RefSeq, a predicted model, not a curated record
AAUCGGUGUUGUGACUUGUGACUCCUUUUCAGCUAAUCGGAAAACUUUAUCCCCAAGUAUGGGUAGAACCGCCGUUGCAUCGGUCGUAACUCUAUGUCUAAUUCCCGUUCAUCUCAUCGUCAAUCGUUUUGUUCCCGACCCUUACAUGUGAAGGAUGAGAUAUUCCACGUUCCCCAGGCGCAACACUACUGUCGGGGGAAUUUCACAAGUUGGGAUCCCCUGAUCACUACGCCUCCUGGACUGUACUUUCUUUCACUUGCCUAUAUUGCUUCUUUGUUUCCAGGAUUGUUCUGCAUGCGAGCAGUGCCAUCGUUUUCAGACUCAUGCUCUACUUCAAUUCUACGACUAAACAAUGGUGUUCUUUCAGUAGUAUGUAGCAUUCUUGUAUAUGAGAUAAUCAUUCAUCUGAGACCAUCGCUUGAUGACAAGAUAGCAACAUUUCGUGCUGUGGUUUUGUCAUUGUAUCCGUUGCACUGGUUCUUCUCCUUUUUAUACUAUACAGACGUGGCAUCUCUAACUGCAGUACUUGCUAUGUAUCUUCUAGUUUUGAAGAAGAAGUACAUCUUCAGUUCUUUGCUCGGUACUGUUUCUGUGUUGGUAAGGCAAACAAAUAUUAUAUGGUUGCUCUUUGCUGCUUGCACUGGCGUUAUAGAGUUCGCUCAGUCUCAUCUAAAGGAUAGGGAGGAGGAAAUAGAUAAGGUAAGGACAGCAAUGCAAAAUGAUGAUUUCUCCGACAUCCAUAAGGGUUUUACAGUGAACUCCAAAUUGAGAAAGCGAAGGGUCAAUAAUGGUGUGAGAAAUCAGAAAAAACAUGCCGUAGCAACGUUGAAUCCUAUGGAACAUUCCUCAGGAUUGCUUGACGAAAUUUAUAGCAUAGUAAUUAUAUCUUGGAAUCAUUUAUUGGAGAUUUUGGUUUUGCUAAGUCCUUUCUUGAUGGUAUUUGCGGCUUUUGUAGCAUUUGUGUGCUGGAAUGGAAGUAUUGUUCUUGGUGCUAAAGACGCGCAUGCAGUUUCCCCCCAUUUUGCCCAGUUUCUGUAUUACGGCGUGGUUUCUUCUCUGUUUACUUUUCCUAUCCAUUUCUCUUUUGGUCAAGCUGCCACUCUGUCUCAUCAGCUCCUCAAGAACAGACUGCUUGGCUUUUUACAGGGGUUCAUGGCCUUGGCCCUUGCUUUCCUUUCUGUGAAAUAUUUCAGCAUUGCCCACCCAUAUCUCUUAGCAGACAAUCGGCAUUAUCCUUUCUAUCUCUGGCGGAAAGUCAUCAACCGCCAUUGGUCGACCAAGUACCUUAUGAUCCCAUUUUAUAUUUACUCGUGGUUCUCCAUAGUCUGUAAUUUGGCCAAAAAUCAGAAGAAGCUCUGGGUGUUGGUAUAUGUUUUGGCUUGCGCUGCAACACUUAUUCCCACACCAUUGAUAGAGUUCAGAUACUAUACAAUUCCAUUCUUCUUCAUGGUUCUCCACACCGACAUUAUUGACAACAUUAGUUGGCUUCUGCUGGGGUUCUUGUAUCUUUGUAUCAAUUUCUUCACAAUGUAUAUGUUCUUGUUCCGGCCCUUCUCUUGGGCGCACGAAGCUGGGACACAGAGGUUCAUUUGGUGAUGUGUACCAGAAAUGUGCACAUUGACAUGACUUUCCCCAGCCAUUCACGUUGUUGUUGCUACCACUCCCGUUUCUCUUUCAUCGUCUAUUUAAGGUACAUCACUAUACAGCUUUUGGUUGAGAAACAACUCCUGCAACUUGUGAUUCAUCUUUCGAGAGGGUUCAGUAGUAGUAAGCACACAUCUGCUAACACUGUGUGUAGACUAAUUCUAGGAGUUGCUUAUGAACUAACCAUUAUAAAUCUUGCUUCUAACUAAUUAGUGAAAAUUCAUGAUAUGAUUGAACUUGCGGAUUCAUAGUUGACAUAUUCUUCU